Gopherus flavomarginatus (Mexican gopher tortoise) is the source of this 5097-nucleotide messenger RNA. It is a transcript of the gene CACNA2D3, whose product is annotated as calcium voltage-gated channel auxiliary subunit alpha2delta 3. The record is from RefSeq and is a predicted model, not a curated record. Gene Ontology annotation, cellular component: voltage-gated calcium channel complex. Lineage: Eukaryota; Metazoa; Chordata; Testudines; Testudinidae. The transcript is spliced from 37 exons. Gene Ontology annotation, molecular function: voltage-gated calcium channel activity. Bases 1676 to 4810 code for a protein of 1044 amino acids.
ACUAAAACGGCUACCCCUCUGAUACCAGAUAGUGGAAGGGGAAGGUAAUAUUUACAGCAAGCUGUUCAGCACACUUAUAAAAGGUAAUGUGAAAGCAAAGUACCGUACUGUGUACCAAACCUCAAGGGAGGGAAGGCUAACCAAGGGAAGUACACUGUGUACAAAGGAAUAUGGUCUAAUUAGAACUAGAAUUCUCGAUACUGUUUUCUAGUGUCUCAGUAGCUGAGCUCUCGAGCACAGUGUGAGGAUGACUCAGCCCAUGCUCAGAUCAUCUUUAAUGCCUGCUAUGCUUAUUUACGUUAAAGUUCACAUGCUAUUUUAAGUCUUCAGUGUUUGGAGGUAGAGGGUUACAAGCAAAGCGGGCGGAGGGGGGAGGGAGGGAUAGAAGAGAAACCAGGGGAGGGGAGGUUAAAACACACCAAAAUACCUGGAUCAAUCCUUCCUGCUCCCCAGCUACUCUCUCUGGAAUAGCUUGUGCUCCUCUGCCCACUUCACUAAGGGGAUUCCUCCACAAGCACCAAUUAAUAAUUCAUUCAUAGGCUCCAGUCCCUUACCCUGCAUUGAUUUACUUAUGCUGCAUUUCCUUUCAUUCAUAAGCCUUUCCCCGUCCUGAUCUCUCGGAGAGCGACUCGCUGCAGCCAGGGAAGACGCUGCAAACGUGCCUUCGUGCCCAAGGACAUGCAACACACGGCUCAGUUCAGUGUGCGAACCUGACCUAAGCCCGGGGCCUGGGAAUCCGCCGCUCCUGCGUCUCAGCAUGUCCCUUCGCCACGGAUCCGCUCUGUCGUCUUUUCAUCCCGUCCUCUUCCCCCUCGCGGCGACUCUGCGGCCGGGAUGCUUCGCUGGUUGCGGCGCGAGGGGCUGAGCUCCAGCCAUCCUUCUCCUCUGUAGGGCUGGGUGACAGAUGCUUGUCCUGCAGCAGUGCACGGUCUGAAUUGGCCAGGGCUCUGGGGGGGAGGGGGUGCACGCUGCCCCCCUCCCGCUCCUACCAGCCCUGCUGAGCUCCUAGGGCAAUGUGCACUGCUCCCUUCAGCUUCCACUCGGGAAGGGCUGAGUCGCACUCUGAGCUCCUCCAGACUUUGCCUGGCACUUGGCCCCUGGUCCCUCUCCUCCGGCGCCUGCUUUGCGCUCUCCGCGCUAUCCCACUAAAAGGCUGCUCCACUGAACCAGUGCAUUGGCUGACUUGAUCUGGGAUGAAGGCUGGAGCUUACCGGCGAGGGAAAGGAGACCUGCAGGCAGCUUUCCAUCUGUAAAGUGAACAGUAAUUGCAGGGAGGCAGUCUCCCCGCUUGGAAUCAAUAGAGGCUGCUUGCUCGCUGCUAAGGGCACUUUGGAGCAGCAGCAGGGCACGGAAGUAACUCCAGCACACUGCUGACUGCGGAGUUGUAAAGAACUACAUGCAAAGUGGCUGCAGCAGUGCUGGAAAACGCUUCGCUGUUACCAAGGUCACAAUAGUUUUUUCAAGUCAUUAGAGCUUUUUUCUCUGGUCCUCUCCUUCCAUUAUCCAGAGAGGGCCAUUCCUGGGAGAGAUGAGAUUGGAGCUGUGAUUUUUUUUUUUUCCUCCCCAGCGCUGCUUUGGAGGGGGUUGGGGGCGAGAAGCUUUAAGCAAGCAGAUACGCUGCUGAGAUCAGCUCUGCUCGAAUUUCCCCAAGUCGUCUCAGCCUCUGAGAGAAACCAUGAUUUUAAACCUACUCCGGGCUUUUUGGGGGGUCUUUUUUAUUUUCUGGACAGCUUUUAACACAGCCCUAGUGGAUGUGGUCGGAUCAGAGCAGCAGAUCCCCUUGUCGGUUGUAAAGCUCUGGGCCUCUGCUUUUGGUGGGGAGAUCAAAUCCAUCGCAGCUAAAUACUCAGGUUCCCAGCUUCUGCAAAAGAAAUACAAAGAAUACGAGAAGGAUGUUUCAAUAGAAGAAAUUGAUGGCCUUCAGCUUGUGAAAAAGCUAGCAAAAAGUAUGGAAGAAAUGUUUCAUAAAAAGUCUGAAGCUGUACGGCGUCUUGUUGAAGCUGCAGAGGAUGCUCACUUGAAACAUGAAUUUGAUGCUGAUUUACAGUAUGAAUACUUCAAUGCUGUUCUCAUAAAUGAACGAGAUGAAGAAGGAAACUUUUUAGAACUGGGGAAGGAGUUCAUUCUAGUGCCAAAUGACCACUUCAAUAAUUUGCCUGUGAACAUCAGUCUGAGUGACGUCCAAGUACCAACCAAUAUGUACAACAAAGGAAUUAAAUGGGAACCAGAUGAGAAUGGAGUUAUUGCAUUUGACUGCAGAAAUCGAAAAUGGUACAUACAGGCAGCUACUUCUCCAAAAGACGUGGUCAUUUUAGUUGAUGUCAGUGGCAGCAUGAAAGGACUCCGUCUGACAAUUGCUAAGCAAACGGUAUCAUCUAUUUUGGAUACCCUUGGAGAUGAUGACUUUUUCAACAUAAUUGCUUAUAAUGAAGAACUUCACUAUGUAGAACCGUGUCUGAAUGGAACAUUAGUACAAGCAGACAGAGCCAACAAAGAGCACUUCAGGGAACACCUCAACAAACUUUUUGCAAAAGGAAUUGGAAUGCUGGAUAUAGCUUUAAAUGAAGCUUUCAACAUUCUCAGUGAUUUCAAUCACACAGGACAAGGGAGUAUUUGCAGUCAAGCCAUAAUGCUGAUCACUGAUGGUGCUGUCGACACAUAUGAUACAAUAUUUGCAAAGUAUAAUUGGCCAGACAGGAAGGUUCGCAUGUUUACCUAUCUGAUCGGAAGAGAAGCUGCUUUUGCUGACAACCUCAAAUGGAUGGCCUGUGCUAACAAAGGGUUUUUUACUCAGAUCUCUACAUUAGCUGACGUACAGGAGAACGUCAUGGAAUACCUCCAUGUUCUUAGCCGACCAAAGGUUAUUGAUCAAGAGCAUGAUGUGGUAUGGACUGAAGCAUAUAUCGACAGCACUCUCCCUCAGGCUCAAAAGCUUGCUGAUGAUCAGGGAUUGGUUUUGAUGACCACUGUUGCCAUGCCAGUAUUUAGUAAGCAAAAUGAGACUAGAUCCAAAGGGAUUCUUCUGGGAGUAGUUGGCACAGAUGUUCCAGUUAAAGAACUUCUGAAGGCCAUUCCAAAAUAUAAGUUAGGUAUUCAUGGAUAUGCUUUUGCAAUUACAAACAAUGGAUACAUUUUGACGCAUCCAGAACUCAGACCAUUGUAUGAAGAAGGAAAAAAGCGAAGAAAACCUAACUACAGCAGUGUUGAUCUUUCUGAGGUUGAGUGGGAAGACAGAGAUGAUGUGCUUCGAAAUGCAAUGGUGAAUCGGAAAACAGGGAAAUUUUCUAUGGAGGUGAAGAAGACAGUGGACAAAGGGAAACGGGUAUUGGUGAUGACAAAUGACUACUAUUAUACAGACAUCAGGGGUACUCCUUUCAGUUUAGGUGUGGCUCUCUCUAGAGGACAUGGCAAAUAUUUCUUCAGAGGGAACGUAACUAUAGAAGAAGGUUUGCAUGAUUUAGAGCACCCUGAUGUAUCUUUGGCAGAUGAAUGGUCAUAUUGCAACACUGACGUACAUCCUGAACACCAUCAAAUGGCUCAGCUAGAAGCUAUUAAACUCUACCUCACAGGAAAAGAGCCAUUGCUUCAAUGUGACAAAGAAUUGAUACAAGAAGUUCUGUUUGAUGCAGUGGUGAGUGCACCGAUAGAAGCUUAUUGGACAAGUCUAGCACUAAAUAAGUCAGAAAAUUCUGACAAGGGAGUGGAAGUUGCCUUUCUUGGAACCCGGACAGGGCUAUCUCGUAUCAACUUGUUUGUGGGACCAGAGCAACUUACUAAUCGAGACUUCCUGACAGCUGAAGACAAAGAGAAUAUUUUUAAUGCUGAUCAUUUUCCACUCUGGUACAGAAGAGCCGCCGAGCAGAUACCGGGCAGCUUUGUCUAUUCAAUCCCAUUUAGUACAGAAACAGCAAACAAAAGCAAUGUGGUGACAGCUAGUACUGCCAUUCAACUUUUAGAUGACAGAAAAUCUCCAGUGGUUGCAGCUGUAGGUAUCCAGAUGAAACUUGAAUUUUUCCAGCGGAAGUUUUGGACUGCCAGUAGACAGUGUCCGUCUCUUGAUGGAAGAUGUUCUAUAAGCUGUGAUGAUGAAGCAAUUAACUGCUACCUCAUAGAUAACAAUGGAUUUAUUUUAGUAGCUGAAGACUACAGACAGACUGGGAACUUUUUUGGUGAGAUCGAGGGGGCUGUGAUGAACAAAUUGCUAACAAUGGGCUCCUUUAAAAGAAUUACACUUUAUGACUACCAGGCCAUGUGUAGAACAAACAAAGAGAGUAGCGACAGUGCCCAUAGCUUACUGGACCCUUAUAAUGCCUUCUUUGCUGCAGUAAAAUGGAUAAUGACUGAACUUGUCGUGUUCUUGGUGGAAUUUAAUUUGUGCAGUUGGUGGCACUCAGAUUUAACAGCAAAAGCACAGAGAUUGAAACAAACCCUAGAGCCCUGUGAUACUGAAUAUCCAGCUUUUGUUUCUGAACGCACUAUAAAGGAGACCACGGGAAACAUUGCUUGUGAUGACUGUUUCAAGUCCUUUGUCAUCCAGCAAAUCCCAAGCAGCAAUCUCUUCAUGGUGGUAGUAGAUAAUGAAUGCAACUGUGAGUCUAUCUUGCCAAUUACCAUGGAACCCAUAGAAAUAAGGUAUAAUGAAUCCCUUAAAUGUGAACGUUUAAAAUCUCAGAAGAUUAGAAGACGUCCAGAAUCUUGUCAUGGAUUUCAUCCUGAAGAGAAUGCAAGAGAAUGUGGGGGUGUUCUAGGCCUUAGUGCUAAACCAACUCUUGUUCUUCUUCCACUGCUUUUGGCAAUUUUCUCAAGGUGACGUUGACUGAUGUGUUCACUUGGCAUGCUAAAUACAUGGAAAAACUGUGAACUGAGAAAUGGUGCAACAUAGAUGACAAGAAAUAUAGUCAAAACAUCAGCAUUUUAUUGUUUUAAACUGUUGAUGAGAUAAACUUAAAGAUAUGUUGAAAAAAGUUUCUUUUUACUUUGCAAGUCAUGCAAAUGUGAAUUUGCCAUAUGAUAGUCACAAUUCAUCAAAAAAGGACUUUAAUAGAUAUACACAGGUGUCCAUUACUUUCUGCUUUGUCCCAUUGAAACCAAUUUAAA